CCGCUGCUCCCACAGACGCUCGCGAGCCGACCCCCGCGCUCCCAGCCUCCUCUACCUCCCGCACCCCCGAGACGCUCGCCCGCCUCGGGUCUCGCCCCCGCCUCCGCCUCCCCGCUCCUCUCCCCUCGCUCGCCUCCCACAUUGUCUCUGCCUCGUUUUCUCUCCUAGUUGAGGGGGAAAAAAAUCACCAUCAUCUUCCAGGAGAGCCCCCUCGCCCUCAGAGAAACAAAACCAGACAUGGUCCUGGGCUCCCGCUCCUGAGGGAUUGGCCGAGCGAGGCGCAGGGAGCCUGUGGAGCCCGCACGAGAAGUCACGGGAGGGAAACCCCCGCCGCCCCCGGCCCCGUCCCUGCGGCCCGCCCGUCCUCGGCCCGAGCCCAGCGGCCCCAGCCCCGCGGGCCUCCCGCCGCGUCCCCCCACGCUUUCCCGGGAGCCGGCCGAACACACCUCCAUUGAUGGUGUAGCGCAUCCGGGGGAGCUAUUUUUGAAACGUGGGGGUUGUUGGAGUGGUUGGAUUUUCCCUGGAAUUGAGUGAGAAAUUCAGAAGACUGAAGCCCAGGCUUACUGUCUACCUUUCACGGAGGCCCAGCCGUGAGAGGACAGAAGAAGGCACGUGGCGAAUCAUGACAGCUGACAAAGACAAAGACAAAGACAAAGAGAAGGAUCGGGACCGAGAUCGGGACCGAGAGAGAGAGAAAAGAGACAAGGUGAGAGAGAGCGAGAACUCCAGGCCUCGCAGGAGCUGUACCUUGGAAGGAGGGGCCAAAAAUUAUGCUGAGAGUGAUCACAGCGAAGAUGAGGACAAUGACAACAACAGUGCCACCACGGAGGAGUCCACAAAGAAGAACAAAAAGAAGCCCCCGAAAAAAAAGUCUCGUUAUGAAAGGACAGAUACGGGCGAGAUAACCUCAUACAUCACUGAGGACGACAUCGUCUACAGGCCUGGAGACUGUGUGUAUAUCGAGAGUCGGAGGCCAAACACACCGUAUUUCAUCUGUAGCAUUCAAGACUUCAAACUGGUCCACAACUCCCAGGCCUGUUGCAGAUCUCCAACUCCUGCUUUGUGUGACCCCCCAGCAUGCUCUCUGCCGGUGGCAUCACAGCCACCACAGCAUCUUUCUGAAGCCGGGAGAGGGCCUGUAGGGAGUAAGAGGGACCAUCUACUCAUGAACGUCAAAUGGUACUACCGUCAGUCUGAAGUUCCAGAUUCUGUGUAUCAGCAUUUGGUUCAGGAUCGACAUAAUGAAAAUGACUCUGGAAGAGAACUUGUCAUAACAGACCCAGUCAUCAAGAACCGAGAGCUUUUCAUUUCCGACUACGUCGACACUUACCACGCCGCCGCCCUCAGAGGGAAGUGUAACAUCUCCCAUUUUUCUGACAUAUUUGCUGCUAGAGAGUUUAAAGCCCGAGUGGAUUCAUUUUUCUACAUAUUAGGCUACAAUCCUGAGACGAGGAGGCUGAACAGUACCCAGGGAGAAAUUCGUGUUGGUCCUAGCCAUCAGGCCAAGCUUCCCGACUUGCAACCAUUCCCUUCUCCCGAUGGAGACACUGUGACCCAACACGAGGAACUGGUCUGGAUGCCUGGAGUCAAUGACUGUGACCUCCUGAUGUACUUGAGGGCAGCAAGGAGCAUGGCGGCCUUUGCAGGGAUGUGUGAUGGAGGCUCCACGGAAGAUGGCUGCGUGGCAGCAUCUCGGGACGACACCACUCUGAAUGCACUGAACACACUCCAUGAAAGCGGUUACGAUGCUGGCAAAGCCCUGCAGCGCCUGGUGAAGAAGCCUGUGCCCAAGCUGAUCGAGAAGAGCUGGACGGAGGACGAAGUGAAACGCUUCGUUAAGGGGCUCAGGCAGUACGGCAAGAACUUCUUCAGAAUUAGAAAGGAGCUGCUUCCCAAUAAGGAAACAGGAGAGCUAAUCACCUUCUAUUACUACUGGAAGAAAACCCCCGAAGCAGCCAGCUCCCGGGCCCACCGCAGGCACCGCAGGCAGGCGGUGUUCAGGAGGAUUAAGACCCGCACUGCGUCCACGCCCGUCAACACGCCCUCCAGACCCCCAUCCAGUGAAUUCUGUAAGUGGGGCUCAGCCAGUGAGGAUGACUUUGACAGCGAGGACAGCGAGCAGGAGCUGAAGGGGUACGCCUGCCGCCACUGCUUCACCACCACCUCCAAAGACUGGCACCACGGGGGCCGGGAGAACAUCCUGCUUUGUACAGACUGCCGCAUCCACUUCAAGAAAUACGGCGAGCUCCCCCCCAUCGAGAAGCCCGUGGACCCCCCACCAUUUAUGUUCAAACCUGUCAAAGAGGAAGACGAUGGGCUCAGUGGGAAACAUAGCAUGAGGACACGGCGGAGUCGUGGCUCGAUGUCUACACUGCGCAGUGGUCGAAAGAAGCAGCCAGCCAGCCCUGAUGGUCGGGCCUCGCCCAUCAAUGAAGACAUCCGCUCCAGCGGCCGGAACUCCCCCAGUGCUGCCAGCACCUCCAGCAACGACAGCAAAGCAGAGACAGUGAAGAAGUCGGCCAAGAAGGUGAAGGAGGAAGCCUCGUCACCUCUUAAGAGCACCAAGCGCCAGCGGGAAAAGGUGGCCUCUGAUACGGAUGAGGCCGACAGGACCAGCUCCAAAAAGACAAAAACCCAGGAGAUCAGCCGGCCCAACUCACCGUCUGAAGGCGAGGGAGAGAGUUCGGACAGCCGCAGCGUCAAUGAUGAGGGCAGCAGUGACCCCAAAGACAUUGACCAGGACAAUCGCAGCACGUCCCCCAGCAUCCCCAGCCCUCAGGACAAUGAGAGCGACUCGGACUCCUCGGCCCAGCAGCAGAUGCUGCAAGCCCAGCCUGCAGCCUUGCAGGCUCCCGGUGGGGCUGCUCCAGCCACCUCCUCAGCACCCCCAGGAACCGCCCAGCUGCCCACAUCAGGGCCCACGCCCGCUGCCACUGCUGUCUCUUCACAGGGCUCCCCCUCAGCCUCCCAGCCCCCCAGCCAGCCGCAGGCUCCGUCAGCUCCUGCUCCCCACACCCACAUCCAGCAGGCGCCUGCCCUACACCCGCAGCGGCUGCCCUCACCGCAUCCCCCGCUGCAGCCUCUGACAGGGCCAGCGGGCCAGACGUCCGGCCCGCAGCAUCCUCAGCCUCCACUACAUGGUCAGGGCCCGCCUGGCCCUCACGGCCUCCAGGCUGGGCCUCUGCUUCAGCACCCAGGCCCCCCUCAGCCCUUUGGCCUCCCUCCCCAGGUCUCCCAGGCAGCAGCUCACCCUCACACCUCCCUGCAGCCCCCAGGCUCUCAGUCAGCCUUGCAGCCCCAGCAGCCCCCACGGGAGCAGCCCCUGCCGCCAGCACCCUUGGCCAUGCCGCACAUCAAGCCCCCGCCCACCACGCCCAUCCCCCAACUGCCAGCACCCCAGGCCCACAAGCACCCACCUCACCUUUCAGGGCCCUCACCCUUCUCCAUGAAUGCCAACCUUCCACCCCCACCAGCCUUGAAGCCCCUGAGCUCCCUGUCCACCCACCACCCUCCUUCGGCCCACCCUCCUCCCCUGCAGCUCAUGCCUCAGAGCCAGCAGCUGCCCUCCUCCCCCGCCCAGCCCCCUGUGCUGACCCAGAGCCAGAGCCUGCCCCCUGCCACUGCCUCCCAUCCUCCUGCAGGCCUCCACCCCAUCCCCCCUCAGCCCCCAUUUGCUCAACACCCCUUUGUCCCUGGGGGCCCUCCUCCCAUCACCCCUCCAACUUGCCCCUCCACCUCCACUCCUCCGGCGGGACCCGGUCCCUCGGCCCAGCCACCCUGUUCGGCUGCUGUUUCUUCGGGAGGCAACGUACCUGGGGGGGCAGCCUGCCCACUCCCCACGGUCCAGAUCAAGGAAGAGGCUCUGGACGAUGCCGAGGAGCCGGAGAGCCCCCCGCCCCCGCCUCGGAGCCCGUCCCCCGAGCCCACGGUGGUGGACACCCCCAGCCACGCCAGCCAGUCGGCCAGGUUCUACAAACACCUGGACCGGGGUUACAACUCAUGUGCGCGGACGGACCUGUACUUCAUGCCUCUGGCGGGAUCCAAGCUGGCCAAGAAGAGGGAGGAGGCCAUCGAGAAGGCCAAGCGGGAGGCCGAGCAGAAGGCGCGAGAGGAGCGGGAGCGGGAGAAGGAGAAAGAGAAGGAGCGCGAGCGGGAGCGCGAGCGGGAGCGGGAGGCGGAGCGAGCCGCCAAGGCGUCCAGCUCCGCCCACGAAGGCCGCCUCAGCGACCCCCAGCUCAGCGGUACCGGCCACAUGCGGCCAUCCUUCGAGCCUCCGCCAACCACCAUCGCGGCCGUGCCCCCAUACAUCGGGCCCGAUACGCCAGCCCUCCGGACUCUGAGCGAGUACGCGCGACCCCACGUCAUGUCGCCCACCAACCGCAACCACCCCUUCUACAUGCCCCUCAACCCCACCGACCCGCUGCUGGCCUACCACAUGCCCGGCCUCUACAACGUCGACCCCACCAUCCGCGAGCGGGAGCUCCGGGAGCGCGAGAUCCGGGAGCGCGAGAUCCGGGAGCGCGAGCUGCGAGAGCGCAUGAAGCCGGGCUUCGAGGUGAAGCCCCCGGAGCUGGACCCCCUGCACCCGGCCGCCAAUCCCAUGGAGCACUUCGCCCGGCACAGUGCCCUCACCAUCCCCCCGGCCGCGGGCCCCCACCCUUUCGCAUCUUUCCACCCGGGCCUGAACCCCUUGGAGAGGGAGAGACUGGCCCUGGCGGGCCCCCAGCUGCGGCCUGAAAUGAGCUACCCGGACAGACUGGCGGCUGAGCGGAUCCAUGCCGAGCGCAUGGCGUCCCUGACCAGCGACCCCCUGGCCCGGCUGCAGAUGUUCAACGUGACGCCGCACCAUCACCAGCACUCGCACAUCCACUCUCAUCUCCACCUCCACCAGCAGGACCCCCUCCACCAAGGCUCAGCCGGCCCAGUUCACCCACUGGUUGACCCCCUGACUGCUGGCCCUCACCUGGCUCGCUUUCCCUACCCACCCGGCACCCUCCCCAACCCUUUGCUUGGACAGCCCCCUCAUGAGCACGAGAUGCUUCGUCAUCCGGUUUUUGGCACCCCCUAUCCUCGCGACCUGCCUGGGGCCAUCCCACCUCCUAUGUCGGCGGCCCACCAGCUGCAGGCCAUGCACGCCCAGUCGGCCGAGUUGCAGAGACUGGCCAUGGAACAGCAGUGGCUGCAUGGACACCCCCACAUGCAUGGCGGCCACCUGCCGAGUCAGGAGGAUUAUUACAGUCGACUGAAGAAAGAAGGUGACAAGCAGUUAUAAGUUAUUUAUUUGUUAACGCUGGCUGUGGAAACCUCAGUUCUUGAGGGGGGAGAAACAGGACUUUUUACAUACAAUAGGAGCUGCAAAAGCAAAAGGAAUAUCUUCUAAAGAUUUCUUUAUAUAUUUAAAAACCCCACAACUGAAAACAUAUCAGCAUAAUAGUGUUUGUUUGUAGAGAGGGUUCCUCGAGACUGGUUUGGGUCUCCCUGCAUGACAGUCCCCCAGAAACUUAGUGAGGCCUGGACUGGACUGAACAUUCGGAAAACUCGCCUGUGAUCUUGGGGUUUGCCUUCAGUUUUCUUUUCUCUCCUUGAUUUCUGCAGUAGGUGCUAGAAUCCAGCUCACGCCCUCCACUGUGCGUGCAGACACACUCAGCUGCGUGUGUUCCAGAGCCCACAAGGUUUGCAGAUAGGCAGCAUAUGAGUUUGGAAUCCAAGAGCUAUAAUUUUUAAAAAAUCUUUUAUUUUAAUACAUUGUAGGAAAUCUUCAUAAUUUGAGAAAGUUCUGCAGCAUGGCUUUUUACGUCUGUAAAUAAAUAAUUUUAGAACAGCCUUUUUUUUCUUCCACAAACUGCUAUUCUGAUCUAUUUUUUCCAGCCAUGUCACUAAUUGUGAAUUCCUACCAGCUAUUGACAGAAUACAGAGUUGAUUUUUUAAUAAAAAGUUAUAUAUAAUUAUCCCUUUAAUUAAAGGGAACAGAUGGGCGUUACUAGUUACAAACGGGCAAAAGCGUGGAACUAGGUUUGGGUGCAGCAGGGAGCAGCCAGGGACAGUGUUUUGCAGGGACAGUGUUACAAACAGUGUCUUUGUUUUGCUGUUUGGUUUUCACUUCGGUCUGUUCCCGGCUUGUGCUUUGCCAGCGGUGCAGACAUCUGCUAGCUUGAGCCUCUCUUAUUUUGCACCAGGAGCACAGGAGUUAAAUGUCCCCCGUUCUGUCUCUGCGCAAUCGAAAGCACAUGUUUCUGUGUGUCUGACUGUAGAUUUCCGUAUAGAUUUCUCUGCACGUGCAUUUGAUUGUUCUGGACGGACUGCCUUUUUUAGUACUUGGACAGUUUCAUAAGCAUUCUGGAAAGUUCAAGAAAGUGAUUCCCUACAAGUCACUCACACGUUUGCUCGCCAAAGGAAUCUGUUAGAAAUCUGAGUUUUUGUGUGUGCCGUCGUUUGGAUUGUCUUGUGGUGAGGCCGGGCCAUCCUCGCCAAAAGCCCCAGGCGGCUUGUGAGUGCGGGGGAUCCUGGAGUUGGCCUGGUUGUGGGUGGCAGCCUGUGUGUUACCCUAGGAGCAUUGACUCGCGUUGGACUGGGAGGCCGUUUGGGUCCCACUUUUCAUCCUGGAAGUAAGGCGGGAGUCGGGGCCGCAGACACGGGGCGGGAAGCAGGCUUCCACCUGGGGGCCGCUCCCCAGGGGUCAGGCAUCCCGCAGAGAGCCCGCCUCUGCUUUCUAAGUUGCCCAUGUGAUGGGUUUUCUCCAGAAAGUGUUCUGCACCUGUCGAGCAAGCUUUCUGCGCGGAUGUGACCUUUUCUGUUCCUCUUCUCUCCGAUUCUUGAGGUUGUUUCUGCCGUUGUAUGCGGUGGUCACAUCCAAGUGUUGUCAGACCACAAGGGAGACUGAGGGUUAGUGGACGUGAUGUGGGUCCAGGACCGGAGUCACAGCAGGUAGGUCGAGGGGCUGGUGCUUUGACCCAGAAACCAGCAGCUGUUAGCUCAGGUUCAGGUUCCGGAUUCAAACCUGCACCGAGGGCAUUUCCAGUUUCUAUUAAAACCAUGUUUGGUUUCAGUUGGGACAGGUAGAGGAUGGCUUUGUCUGUUGAAAAUGUAGCUUGUUUUUUUUCUUUGUUUUCUCGCAUUCCAUUUCUGCCUUAACUUCAGCUCCUUGAGGGGAGGCAAGCGCAGAUGAACACUUUGUCAUCACUUUGGUGGCCGCAUUGGCAGGAGGUGUUUGCGUCCCUGGGGCUAGUGACGGGCCGUGGCGCCUCUUCCCGCGGGACCCGGGCCUCCUGCUGCUCCCUGACUCCUGCGCUGAGGCCCCGCCUUCCCCCCUUCUUUCCCCCUCUUGGUAGAACAUGAUGCCUACCUUUCGGACAAACCUUUAUCUCUUCUGUCACCCGUUUUUCCAAAGAAGGGAGAGUGAAGUACUUUGAAGUCUGUACUUGAAAACUGUCUGAAGGUGUUCUCUCGUUAGGUUUUGAUUUUCUCCCCACACCCCCAGGUGAAGCACUGAGAUUUUCCAUGAAAAACCCACAACCCGAAACCCUCACCUGGUCACCUGCAGUGUGUUUAGGAGGCCCCAGACCUUCUCGGGGCCUUUGAAGCCCGACCCCUUGGUUUCCGUUUGGGUUUCCUUCCUUUGUUCGGAGUUUAGUUUCCCUUUUCCCGGUUUCACGUGUACCUUGUUCCACGUCGUCAAGGUUGAGCUUCACGUCGCCACAGCGGGAGCGGAGUGUACAUUCUGAGUUGCUGCGUUUAUAUAUAUCUUGAAGCUAAAUGUAUAUAUGAGUAGUUUGCCAUGAGACAACACAGUGUAAACAGUAGACACCCAGAAAUUGUGACUUCUGUGUUCUCUCCAUUUGAGUAUUUUGUAAUUUUUUUGAAAUACUUGUGGACAUAAAUAAAACCAAGCUACACUACAA
This is a messenger RNA of Vicugna pacos (alpaca), 7898 nucleotides long. Lineage: Eukaryota; Metazoa; Chordata; Mammalia; Artiodactyla; Camelidae. The record is from RefSeq and is a predicted model, not a curated record.